CUGUCAUCGGCCUGGGUGUGGUUUUUCAGCAGGCAGCGGUACCGUUAGCAGGAAACCAAGCUACAGUCCAUUUUACUCUAAGGCGAAACAAAGAAAAAAAAGAGCAAACACUCCCACCAGCGCCCGCGUUGACAAUAGCUCGUCGUCGUUAAGCUAAAAAAGUACCGUUAGUCUCCUCGACACGGGAGGGCGUUUGGUUGGCGCCGUUGUUCUGAUGGGAAAAAGUUUUCUGCUGCUCAUCUGAUUUAACAACUUUUUUGUCGACAGCGAAAGGAAAGAUGCCGAAAACGAUUAGUGUAAGAGUCACCACAAUGGAUGCUGAACUGGAGUUCGCCAUUCAGCCCAAUACAACAGGAAAGCAGCUCUUUGACCAGGUUGUGAAGACCAUUGGACUUCGAGAGGUUUGGUACUUUGGACUCCAAUACCAGGAUACAAAGGGUUUCUCUACAUGGCUGAAGCUCAAUAAGAAGGUGACAGCCCAGGAUGUGAGGAAGGAAAGCCCGCUGCUGUUUAAGUUCCGUGCCAAGUUCUUCCCUGAGGAUGUUUCUGAGGAGUUAAUCCAGGAUGCCACACAACGGCUGUUCUUCCUGCAGGUGAAAGAGGGAAUCUUAAAUGACGACAUCUACUGCCCUCCCGAGACGGCAGUCCUUCUGGCCUCCUAUGCCGUUCAGGCCAAGUAUGCUGACUACAACAAGGAAGUCCACACACCAGGCUAUCUGAGUGGCGAGCACCUGCUCCCUCAGAGAGUUCUGGAUCAACACAAACUCAACAAGGAUCAGUGGGAGGAGAGGAUUCAAGUGUGGCAUGAGGAGCACAAGGGCAUGAUAAGAGAGGAAUCCAUGAUGGAGUAUCUGAAAAUCGCUCAAGACCUUGAGAUGUACGGAGUCAACUACUUCAACAUCAAGAAUAAGAAGGGAACAGAGCUGUGGUUGGGAGUCGAUGCUUUGGGUCUCAACAUUUACGAACAGAAUGACAAAAUGACGCCCAAAAUUGGAUUUCCUUGGAGUGAAAUCAGGAACAUUUCCUUCAAUGACAAGAAGUUUGUCAUUAAGCCAAUUGACAAGAAAGCACCAGACUUUGUAUUCUACGCCCCGAGACUUCGCAUCAACAAGCGCAUUCUGGCUCUGUGCAUGGGCAACCAUGAGCUGUAUAUGCGCCGCCGCAAACCCGACACCAUCGAAGUGCAGCAGAUGAAGGCUCAGGCUCGGGAGGAGAAGAAUCACAAAAAAAUGGAGAGAGCUCUGCUGGAGAACGAAAAGAGGAAAAGAGAAGUUGCAGAAAAGGAAAAGGAAAAGAUCGAAAAGGAGAAGGAGGAAUUAAUGGAGAGAUUAAAGCAGAUCGAGGAGCAGACGAGAAAGGCUCAGCAAGAGCUGGAGGAGCAAACACAGAGAGCUCUGGAGCUGGAGCUUGAGAGGAAGCGAGCUCAGGAGGAGGCUGAACGCCUGGAGUCUGACCUGAAGAGCGCCGAGGACGCCAAAUUAGCCCUGCUGCAGCAGUCAGAGAGCCAGAUGAAGAACCAAGAACACCUGGCCACAGAAUUGGCUGAUCUGACUUCAAAGAUUUCCCUGCUGGAGGAUGCCAAGAAGAAGAAGGAGGAAGAGGCCAUGCAGUGGCAACAGAAGGCCACCAUGGUGCAGGACGACCUGGAGAAGACCAAAGAAGAGCUUAAAAGCAAAGUGAUGUCCGCCCACGUCCAGGAGCCGCUCAACGCAGAGAACGAGCAUGACGAGAACGACGAGAGCAGCGCCGAGGCCAGCGCCGAGUUCACAGCCGCCGCCACGUACAAGGACCGCAGUGAAGAGGAGCGAAUGACCGAGGCUGAGAAGAACGAACGCCUGCAGAAACAUCUACUCGCUUUAAGCUCAGAGUUGGCCAACGCUCGAGACGAGAGCAAGAAAACGGUGAACGACAUCAUCCAUGCAGAGAACAUGAAGGCAGGACGUGACAAGUACAAGACCCUCAGACAGAUCCGGUCAGGAAACACCAAACAGCGCAUCGAUGAGUUUGAAUGCAUGUGAUGUCCGCAUUCACGAUCGCAAAAGCCCACGGAGCUGGGCCAAUCUGCCUGGACUGCAGUCCUGCCUCACUCAAAGCUGUUUUUUUCUCUGUACCCAAAUAAAUCAGAUCCACGACAUGACGUGGCCGCGAAAGCACAGCACAGUGUACAAAUAUGGAUCUGGAAAAUUCCAUUUGUUAUCAUUCCUUAACUUCGAUUUUAGGCAAGUCACUGGUUGAAAAGGGACAUUCUGUAUUUUAUUAGUACAACCCUCACAAGGGGUUUAUGUAGCAUAUUAGUAAAAGGCUCACGCCUGGUUUCAUGACACAUUGAGCAAAUAUUUUUAAUUUCUUCAUGUGUUUCUUUGACAUUUUUAUGUCAUGAUUUCAAAAUAUAAGGCUGAGAAACCAAUCCAAAUUUGGCACUAUUUGAAAAUGUGCCGUAGACAUAUUUCUGCUGUACACAUGCAACGGUUCUUCACAGCAAGCUGGAUUUGUGCUUUUCCUCGCAUCGUGCAUUCUGGUAGUUUUAACAAUCAAAGCAGUAGUGCUGUAAUCCACAUACUUUUAGUAGGACUCUGAAGUGUCUGUGCGGAGCGUUAAUAGAGCAGUAUUACUUUUUUUUUAAUUAUUUUGCAAAUCUAGAGUUUAUUUACUUUUCAGUUGACUGUAAUCAGAAUUUGCCAACUGUUUGAAAUCAUGACAGUAUUUGCAGCCCACUCACAAUGUGAUAUUAAAGGUUGUUUUCAGUUAGAAGUUUCUGUCUGUUUUUGCAUUUGUCUUUAAGCCAGUGUGCAAAUACAAGACUUCAGCAUAAAAGAUGAAUGUCCUCAAAAAUCUGCGUAGAAAAAUGCUGAACUGUGGACAAAAUGAAGUUGAUAUGACAAACAAAACAAUGACUAUGUAAUUAUUAUACAUUACCCACAGCUUGCCUUUUUCCAUGUUCAUGUGUUACAUUUGUUAGGAAGCAUCUGGUGGCUGUAAAGCACUGUUACAUACACUGAAGAAGUGAGGUUCAAAUACAAUUCAGAUGUGCAAAACUUUCAGUUGUCACUUUUUCAAAACUUAGUGCCGUUCGAAUUCAGCAAACUGUUCAAUUUAAAUACUUGGUGAGAAGAUUUGCAGUUGAUUUACUGUACCUUUAAUAGUUUUAUCCCUCUGCUUUUGUUGUUAAAUUCUGCUUAUCAGUGAGGAUGUUAUUUGAUUAUCAAAAUGCUUUCUUCUUUCCAUUGAUAUAACCAAUACAGCACGAGGACUUACACUGUAAUUUGUCAACUUGGCUUCUGUUGGCGAACAAAUGCCAAUGAAGUCAUCUGUUAAGGCGAAAGUUGAAACGGUUUUUCCCUACAAAAUGGUAAAAUGCAUAAAAUAAAAUGAUUUCAUUAGACAUGCACUGGAAAAAUCACAGUUUACCUUUAUAAAAUGGGUCAAAACAUACUGUCGUAGAUGGACACUUUUUUUUUCCCAGCGCAUGCAUUUUUGAUAUACUGUAUGUAUUUAAGUACAUUUGUGUAUUUUGUAAUCGGGAUUUUUCAGAUGUGAUAAAAUAAGGUGUACAAAAAGAAACAACACCUCUGAGGGUAUUUUUGUAUUUUAGAAAUGUAGAAAUCCUUUUUGUUCAGAAGGAACAGCAUUUUUGCAGACAGUAUUUUAACUAAGUGACCAGCUCGCUGCCGUUACAGUCAGCUGAUGGAACAAGCAACACCCAGAGCCUGUCAGAGGACCAAUGAAACACCAGACGCUGCAGGACAUUCCAUUUAUGGUGGAUUAUACUGAUGAAGGCAGGUGGUUGUGCCAUGAGUUUUAAACCACGCCCCACGAAAAAUGAAUUUGCCAACAAAUGACCUUAAAGUACUUCCUUGUGCCAUUGUUCCACUUUUCAUUUUGGCGUUGAGACAUGCGGAGGGUUUUGCUUGUUCAUAGGUUUUUAGAAAUUAGUGUUUGAAAGAUUUAUUUACACUAUUUUGCAAAAAAAAAAAAAAGUAUUUUAGUGAUAAAUAUUUCUGAUUUUUUUUAUGUCUUUUACUGAAGGAACGUUUGUACCGAGGUGCAUUUUCAUAUACAGUAUUUGCCCAUUGCUGCCAUUAAAUAUAAGAAUGUUGCUGUUGUGGAAACCUUUCCAUGCCUUGGACAGUAGCUUUUUUUUUCAUUGUUGCACAGUGUGUUCUACCCAAAGCAUCAUGUAAUUGCAGCCUAAUUUGAUCUUACAAACUGAUUAAAAAGAUGCUACUCAGUAUUUUGUCUCGAGUCGGAAAGGACUGGUUGAUACUGGAAAAUGACAGACAGUGCCUUGCCCAGUUUAUUCAUCGGAUCUUGCUGCUUAAAGUCUUCCUUUCACCAAUAAAUAAAAGUUAGAUCAAAGCA
Molecule: messenger RNA, 4359 nt
Organism: Acanthochromis polyacanthus (spiny chromis)
Lineage: Eukaryota; Metazoa; Chordata; Actinopteri; Pomacentridae
Gene: msna
Product: moesin a
Exons: 13
Coding region: 279-2018 (579 amino acids)
Biological process (GO): regulation of organelle assembly; regulation of cell shape; positive regulation of protein localization to early endosome
Cellular component (GO): cytoskeleton; filopodium; microvillus
Molecular function (GO): cell adhesion molecule binding; actin binding
Source: RefSeq, a predicted model, not a curated record